Messenger RNA from Myripristis murdjan (pinecone soldierfish), 1095 nucleotides. RefSeq names its product dynein, light chain, roadblock-type 1 (gene dynlrb1). Bases 125 to 415 code for a protein of 96 amino acids. Gene Ontology annotation, biological process: microtubule-based movement. The transcript is spliced from 4 exons. Lineage: Eukaryota; Metazoa; Chordata; Actinopteri; Holocentriformes; Holocentridae. The record is from RefSeq and is a predicted model, not a curated record. Gene Ontology annotation, cellular component: cytoplasmic dynein complex.
GGGGAGUUCUGACCCGGAUGUUAACUUGUGUUUUCCGUAGCAACAACAAAACCAACCGCUAACCAUUAAUGUGCUGAAUCCACACACCGUUUUUUUUGGCAAAAAUACCCGACGCAUCGCGAAAAUGGCCGAAGUAGAGGAGACUUUGAAGAGAAUCCAGAGCCAGAAGGGAGUGCAAGGAAUCAUUAUUGUCAACUCAGAAGGCAUCCCAAUCAAGACGACCAUGGACAACUCGAGCACGGUGCAGUAUGUGGGCCUGAUCCACCAGCUGGUGAUGAAGGCCAGGAGCACCCUCAGAGACCUCGACCCCCAGAAUGACCUCACCUUCCUUCGCAUCCGCUCCAAGAAGAAUGAGAUCAUGAUCGCUCCAGAUAAGGACUACUUCUUGAUCGUCAUCCAGAACCCCUCAGACUGAACCAGAAGGACCCAUCAACCAUUUAAUUUUUGUCUUUAUCUGUCUCUCAACAGCCAUAUGUUUAGCUUUGUUUCGCUUUAUGAAAAAUUCCACUUUAGUAGAAGCUCUUUUAUGCACUUACUGUACAAGGAAGUAAAGGCAAGGUAUAUGAAAUUGGUUCUGUGCAGUUGGAGUGACAAAACUCUGUCCCUCAUUCAAGACGUCUGAACCAUGCGACAGUCAGUCGGUUUGGUACUGGACUUUUUUUUUUUUUUUUUUUCAUGUAUUAGCAUUCCAUUUAUGUCUCCUCUGUGACUGUCUACUUUGCAACAUGUCACUCUGUAGCAAAGGUAGCUUGGGAUAUAUUGUCUUGCAAGAUAGACAUAAGAAAUGCAUGCAUGUCUAAAAUGCCCAUGGCUGAAGUCAGAACUGUAAAGCUGGACCAGUGUGUACGUGUGCAGAGUGCACAGCAAACACAAAGAAACACAUCUUUAAGUCUGAACACAUGAAGUGCUUGUGUCAGUUUUAAUUUAACUGAACAUUUGAAAAUUUAGGAUUUUUAUUUAUUGUUGUGUUGGCAACAGCUGUUGAAGUGUUUCUUUGGUGAGCAGCGAGCUCCACACUACAAACAUUUCCCUGCUCUUGCCAAGUCAUUGUAGUUUGCGUUGGUUAUUUGUAACAAAUAAAAAGUUGAAAAUGUU